Strongylocentrotus purpuratus (purple sea urchin) is the source of this 1465-nucleotide messenger RNA. Its product is annotated as tetraspanin-5. The record is from RefSeq and is a predicted model, not a curated record. Lineage: Eukaryota; Metazoa; Echinodermata; Echinoidea; Camarodonta; Strongylocentrotidae. Gene Ontology annotation, biological process: regulation of vascular endothelial growth factor signaling pathway; protein maturation; protein localization to plasma membrane. Gene Ontology annotation, cellular component: membrane. Bases 452 to 1333 code for a protein of 293 amino acids. The transcript has 5 exons.
ACAUGAAACAUUGAGAUAUUCAAUACUGUUGUGCUGGUCGGACUGUUCAUUGUAACAUGCGUUAUUACCAUACACCAAUGGUAUCACCGCGACAUAAAAUAACCCUGUUACCAGGAAUCGCCUUUUUCUCAGUAUUGAGCGUAUACCUCCCAAUUCUGGUUAGUGAAAAGACUAUUCUACACAACUGACUCGGGCAGCAAGAAGCAUUCGUACAUUUUGAAUAAGGAUAUGUUAUUCUCGACUUGGUGAUAUAGUGGUGAUAUAGACAGAGUGGUAUAUAGUGAAAGAUUAUCAAUAAGAGGCUGUAUCUUCAAUCUUCGAUCAAGCAAAAAAGGACAAUAAUAAUUCAUCGGACUGGAUAUAACGAUGGCGGCAUCAAGGUAAAGGCUAUAAUAAUUCAGGUUUUCCGAUCACGAGUGAAAUUUAAAAUAUCAACAACAACAAAAGCAGUAUGGGAAAGAAGACACAGCCCUACCCUCAACCUGCCAGCUCUCAGCAGCAGCUCCACUACCACCAGCCGCCACCAGCCCGGGUAAGACGAGCUCCUCACGGCAUCACUGUCAGUAUCUGCGUCAAGUACACAAUCUUUGCAUUCAAUGUGAUCUUCUGGUUGUGUGGUUUAGGCAUCCUGGCCUUUGGUGUGUGGGGUCUCGUCUCGAAGAGUGUGUCCAGUGUCGAGGCUAUCGCAGAAGAGGUUGGAAUCAAAUUAGAUCCAAUGUAUGGUUUCAUCAUAGUCGGUGGGUGCAUCUUCAUCCUCGCGUUCUUAGGAUGUAUCGGGUCAUUGAGAGAGAACACGUGUUUGCUGAAGCUCUAUGUCAUCAUCCUGGUACUUAUCUUCUUGGCUGAGAUCACCAUCGGUCUCCUCGUCUACUUCUACCAAGAUAGAUUCGUAACGCUCCUUGAUACAUGGGUGGAGAAGACUCUACUUAACUACUUUGAUGAUCCAGACAGUCAGUUCUUGAUGGAUAACAUGCAAGAAGGGCUGACAUGCUGUGGUGUUAACUCUCCCGAUGACUGGCAGAAGAAUGCAUAUUUCAACUGUUCAUCCAUAGCGGAUUCACGAUGUAGCGUCCCCUUUUCCUGCUGCGUCCCCGACCCUACUACAUCAGUCAUCAACUACCAGUGCGGAUACGGCGUCCUAGCGCUACCACCCACCGAAUGGUUCAUGACCAUCUACACCAUAGGUUGCGCUCAAUCCUUGACCGAUUGGUUUAAGACGAACGUCAUCCUGCUUAGUUGUAUUGGUGGCGCCCUCGUACUCAUGCAGUCCAUCGCCAUAUGUCUUGCUCGCUCCCUGAUCGGUGAUGUCAAAGAAGUCAAGUCGUACUGGUGAUCGAGUUUUUUAGAUUUAUUUCAGUUUGUAGGCGAUACACACGAGGCGUUUUUUCGAUGUUAUUACAUACGGGGGUGUUUAAGCCCUCUCAAAAUUUCUCCAAGCCUCCCCCUCCAAAAAAAAAAAAAAAAA